AAAAAUGCAGAGGAGAAAAUGGCAACUGUUGGCAGCAGCUUCGUUUCUCCAUCAAUCUUCCCUUCUCCACUUCCAAACGAUGUGCGCAAUGCUACCAUGAAAUCUAUGUCCAAUACCAUCAUGGUUUCUUCUAAGACUCCCUCUAGAUCUAGUAAAGUUUCAUGUAUGUUAUCUGAAAAUCCCACAACCAAAAUGGAAGAGUACAACAUUGCUAUGAAGAAGAUGAUGAGAAACCCUUAUGAGUAUCACCACGAUCUUGGUAUGAACUACACAUUGAUAACUGAUAAGCUGAUUGUGGGCUCCCAACCUCAGAAACCUGAAGACAUAGAUCAUCUGAAAAAGGAAGAAGAUGUUGCCUACAUCCUUAACUUGCAGCAGGACAGAGACAUUGAGUAUUGGGGAAUAGACUUGAAGUCUAUAAUAAAAAGAUGUCAAGACCUUGAAAUUCGUCACAUGAGAAGGCCGGCAAGAGAUUUUGACCCAGAUUCCUUGAGAAGUGGAUUACCUAAAGCUGUUUCAUCUUUGGAAUGGGCCAUUUCAGAGGGAAAAGGAAAAGUGUAUGUGCACUGUACAGCUGGAUUGGGGAGAGCUCCUGCUGUUGCAAUUGCUUACAUGUUUUGGUUUUGUGACAUAGAUCUGAACACGGCAUAUAAUAGGCUUACUUCAAAGAGACCUUGUGGACCCAAUAAAAGUGCAAUCCGUGGAGCUACUUAUGAUUUGGCUGAGAAUGAUCCUUGGAAGGAGCCCUUUGAGAAUCUUCCGGGACAUGCUUUCGAGGGCAUAUCAAAUUGGGAAAGGAAAUUGAUUCAGGACAGGGUCCGCGCCCUCCGUGGAACUUGAGAAUGAUGCUGAGAUUUGUCUUAAAAUUCAUUAAGCAUAAGUCUAGAGACAAACUCCCCAGUGCGCUUUAUGGCACGAGAAGCCUGACUGUGGAGCCACUUUCCCCUCUGAUUAAGUAUUUUGCUUCAUUUCUAAUGAAGAAUAAAAGGCAAAGAAGAAACAGAAGACACGCAAAGAAUGGAAAUACAAACUGUUUUAUGAAUGAUUAUUUAUUUUGGAAUGCAAAGGUGAUGGGAUAGACAAAAGGGCACUAGUUCCCUGUAUGCAUAAAUUGUCUUGCUGAGGAUGGAUUUGAAUAAGGUGUUUGGUAUGCCUAGCCACAGAAUUUAGUAGCAAAGGAUUUGAAACCUAAUGCUCAAUUCUAACUAGAAAUUGGAAGUGUCAACACAACCUUUUGGGC
Messenger RNA from Camellia sinensis, 1240 nucleotides. NCBI's taxonomy places the organism in Eukaryota, Viridiplantae, Streptophyta, Magnoliopsida, Ericales, Theaceae. The record is from RefSeq and is a predicted model, not a curated record.